This is a messenger RNA of Cadophora gregata, 482 nucleotides long. RefSeq lists its product as uncharacterized. NCBI's taxonomy places the organism in Eukaryota, Fungi, Ascomycota, Leotiomycetes, Helotiales, Ploettnerulaceae. The coding region runs from base 129 to 482 and encodes 117 amino acids. The record is from RefSeq and is a predicted model, not a curated record. The transcript has a single exon.
UUUUGCCAUUGUAGUCAUACGAUUUCCUCUCUGCUCUGAGCAAAUUCGCUUGUCUCAAAGUGUUGCGGCUUUUCGUGAAGACUGUAAACAAAGAUGAUGAACGAUGUUACCUUAGUCGAGAUGCCAAGAUGAUCAACGAUGUUGCACCAUUUAUUUUCGGCCACAAAGUGGGCUGUCGUCUGGAUACAGUAGAGGUAUUCCUUGGGACUUAUGCCAACACUCAAGACCGUCCGGACAUGAAGUUCUUGUGUUGCAGAUCAGAUAUCGGGGAAUUGAAUAUGGAGGAUAAUAGGCAUGAAGUUGAUGCUACCCUAUUUCGAGGCUAUUUAUUCGAUGGCGAGGAUAUCGAUGACUGGGAAGCAGCAAUGGCUGGCGCAGACCUUAAAAUGGCUCAUUCGGAGGAGAAUGAAGAGAUUGGGGAUGAUCUGGAGAGCCUAUUCGGUAGCACCCUUUCUGACGAGGAGAGCGAGCAAGAUUUAUAA